Molecule: messenger RNA, 543 nt
Organism: Caenorhabditis bovis
Lineage: Eukaryota; Metazoa; Nematoda; Chromadorea; Rhabditida; Rhabditidae
Source: the annotation of a GenBank genome assembly
AUGUUCGCCAAAACUAUCCUCGCCGCUCUUCUCGCCAUCGUCGCAUUGUUCGGCGCCUCUGAGGCUCAAUAUGUCUACCCAGCCUAUUCGGCUGCCUACGCCUAUCCAUCAUACUAUGGAGCCGCCGCCUAUUCGCCAUACUACGCCGCCGCCGCUUAUCCAGCCUAUUACGGAUGGGGAUCGAACAAGGGAGCCGCCGGUGCCGGAAAGCCGUUCGCCGCCGCGGGACCACAAAAGUUGACGAACAACCAGAAGGGGGAAUUCGCGGGAAAUUUUGCGGACGCUGGAUAUGACGACUGUAUUCUUGAUUGUCUGUUCACGGAAGGGUGCGACUAUAACGGAACUGACGAGACCAUGGAAAUGCUGCCAAAAGAUAAUGUUUUCAGUGUUUGUCAGGAAUGGAAUAAUGGAACGCGACAUCUACGCAUUCCAGGAAAAACUGAUCGAAGAUUAUUGCCAACCAAUAUCAACAACGUUCUGUACGUCCUGUUUAGGAGAAAUUCCCAGUGUCAGAAUUUCUUGUUCGAAUCAACAAUGCAGUAA